Messenger RNA from Larimichthys crocea (large yellow croaker), 1457 nucleotides. RefSeq names its product nuclear transcription factor Y, beta a (gene nfyba). Bases 266 to 880 code for a protein of 204 amino acids. Gene Ontology annotation, molecular function: protein heterodimerization activity; RNA polymerase II cis-regulatory region sequence-specific DNA binding; DNA-binding transcription activator activity, RNA polymerase II-specific. The record is from RefSeq and is a predicted model, not a curated record. The transcript has 7 exons. NCBI's taxonomy places the organism in Eukaryota, Metazoa, Chordata, Actinopteri, Sciaenidae. Gene Ontology annotation, biological process: regulation of transcription by RNA polymerase II. Gene Ontology annotation, cellular component: CCAAT-binding factor complex; nucleus.
UUUCUCGUUAGCUCGAAUGGAAAUGUCCGUCUCUGUCUGAUUUUUUAUUUGUUGUCUGAGUGAAUGAGGGCUGCUCAUCAGGAAGUAUCCAGCGGGCGAAACUUUAAAUAAUUACGAUUUAACAUUUGGGCCCCGGCCAUGUCUCUCUGCGCUCUGUACGACAAAGAACAGGCCAACGCAGUGUCUGCAGGCGCGGGUUGCAGUGGAUUUACAAUGAAAAUAUAUUCAAGGGACACAAUGUGCGUGAAUAGGUUAACAACAGAAGAUGGACGGAGACAGCUCGACCACCGACGCCUCCCAGUUGGGUAUCACUGGAGAGUACAUGGCAUCCGGUCACUACGUACUCCAGUCUCAAGAUGAUGACGCAGAUGAGAGUCUGAACGACCAUGACGACGGCGGCAUCAAAGAGAACUUUCGUGAGCAGGACAUCUAUCUUCCUAUUGCCAACGUGGCUCGCAUCAUGAAGAAUGCCGUUCCUCAGACUGGAAAGAUUGCAAAAGACGCCAAGGAGUGUGUGCAGGAGUGUGUCAGCGAAUUCAUCAGCUUCAUCACGUCCGAGGCGAGCGAGCGCUGCCACCAGGAGAAGAGGAAGACCAUCAACGGAGAGGACAUCCUGUUCGCCAUGUCCACACUGGGCUUCGACAUGUAUGUGGAGCCGCUGAAGCUCUACCUGCAGAAGUUCAGAGAGGCCAUGAAGGGGGAGAAGGGGAUCCCAGGCGUGGCGGUGGGAGAGAGCCUGGGAGAGGAGCUCACAGACGACAGCUUCACAAAUCCUCUGCCGGCUGGGAUUAUCACAGCAGACGGUCAGCAGCAAAACGUCAUGGUGUACACCACCUCAUAUCAACAGAUUCCCACCGUACAACAGAUCCAGUUUUCAUGACAAGGCCUUACCCCGAGCCUGAACACAGCGGCUCCCUUACCAGGCCCACAUUCACCCGAUGACCUCUGACCCUACCACAGGGUGAAGGUUAUCACAUGGACAGGGAGGAGGAGGAGGAGGAGGGGUGGGGGGGUGAGGGCGUCUACAGAAACCCUCAUGUACAGAGAAAUCACUACCUGUUCAGUAGAAAGUGUAGUUUCUAGUUGUGAGGUACCAAAUGUUUUGGAGUGCAUCCGAAGCUGCUGGGAAAUUGAGGCUUUAUUUUAAAGGCUAGUCUUAUUACAUUAUUUAGUGGUCAAAUUCUUUUUGUGUGUGUGUGUGCGUGUGUGUGUGUUCAUGUGUUUGCUUUUAUGCAUUUUCUUCUUUUGGGGGUGGUGUGGGGUGGGGUGGGGGGGGGAUAAAGGGACGUGAUGUAUUGGAUGCUUAUUUUUGAACGCCUUCUCUGUUUGAACCGAGGGAAACCACAUUGAUACUGUCACAUCAGAUCAUGCAGCUCUUUUGUAAGUUCACACAAUUUACCAUGUGCUUUAAUGUUCUGUAAAUCCUUUGAAUAAAAAUUCAAAAGCGAUGUUUCAAA